CAGUCCGCCCUCUCCCCUUUUUUUAAACACAUUUUCUACACAUUUCUACACAUUUCUAUCCACGUAGACCAAAUGUGUGUGUAGUUAUGGGUGUGCACGACUUGUGGUCUAUCGUGGAGCCGGUUCGUGAGUCGGUGCCGCUGUACAGUCUGAGCGGAAAGACGCUGGCAGUUGACCUGAGUUUGUGGGUGUGCGAGGCCCAGCAUGUCCAAGCAAUGAUGGGGAGAGUCACCAGACCCCACCUCAGGAAUUUGUUUUUCAGGGUGUCGUCCCUCACUCUUAUGGGGGUGAAACUCGUCUUUGUCAUGGAAGGAGAUGCCCCUAAACUCAAAGCAGAAACUAUGAGCAAGAGGACAGAAAAAAGAUACGGAGGAUUUAAAAAGGCUGCUGCCCCUAAAUGCACAACAAGCACCGGCAGAGGGCGCUUUAAAGCUGUACUCAGAGAGUGUGCAGAGAUGUUGGAUUACCUGGGUGUGCCAUGGGUGACAGCUGCAGGGGAGGCUGAGGCCAUGUGUGCAUACCUGGAUUCACAAGGCCUGGUGGACGGCUGCAUCACCAAUGAUGGAGACGCCUUCUUGUAUGGAGCCCGGACUGUCUACAGGAACUUCAAUAUGAACACUAAAGACCCUCAGGUGGACUGUUACAGGACUUCCCGCGUUCAAACAGAGUUACAUCUCUCCAGAGAGAAUCUUGUCGGUCUGGCCGUCCUCCUUGGUUGUGAUUAUAUUCCUAAGGGGAUACCAGGUGUUGGUAAAGAACAAGCUCUGAAGCUCAUCCAGACACUGAAAGGACAAACACUUCUGCAGAGAUUCAUCCAGUGGAAGGAGGAGAAUGCAGGUGUGUCUGAGGGAGUCGUAAAGAAGGUUCCUCACUGCCAUGUAUGUCGACAUCCUGGCUCAGCCAAGGCACAUGAACGUGGUGGCUGUGUGCUCUGCGACAGUAAACGCUUCUGUCAACCUCAGGAUUUUGAUUACCAGUGUCCUUGUGACUGGCACCGCCAUGAACAGACCCGCCAGGCCUUGUCUGUUGAGGCAAACAUCAGGAAGAAAACACUAGCAAAUCAACAGUUCCCUUUUACAGAGAUUAUUAGUGAGUUUCUGGUUUCCAAGGAUAAGCCUGUGUCACAUUUCAAGAGGAGAAAGCCAAAUAUGCUGUUAAUACAGAAAUUUGCCUUUGACAAGAUGGAGUGGCCAAAGCACUACACCAGUGAAAAGGUUCUAGUCUUGAUGACGUAUGCAGAGUUGAUGAACAGAAAAUAUGGAAGAGAGAUGUCUUCACAAAUCAAGCCCCUACGGAUAUUGAAACCGAGAGUGAGGAACGCGGUUGCUUGCUUCGAAGUCAUCUGGAACACACCAGCUCAUUACGUCUUUCCUGAGGAUCGGCCUGCGGAGGAUCAGCAUGAGGUGAGGACGGUGGAGGAAGAGUCUCUCUUUCGUGUGGCCUUCCCAGAGCUGGUAGAGAGCUACCUGAGGGACAAAGCUCUGGCUGAAGAGAACAAGACAAAGAAGAGGAAACCAAAGAGUAAGAAGGAGAAGCCGUCUGAGGGGUGUGAUAAUAUUUCUGACCUCUUGGCUCAGAUGACCCUUCAGAGUUCCUCUUCAGCAACUGCUACUACUCAACCACAAACGCUGCUCCAUAGUAUUUCAAAUACAGAAGAGGAAGUGGUGGUUUUGGACACUCCGGUGAACCAUAAACAGCAUCGAAAACACAAAGAAGGCUGCAGUUCCCUGAGUGAUUGUCCCAACACUCCUGUGUCUCGUGCCGACUCAGAGGCUGAUGCGUCACCUUCUGUCUCCGCUGUUAUCGACGCGCUACACCUGAGUGAUAUCGACUGGGAUGCUUUGUCCUUCACAUCCUCCCCACCUCCUCCGCAAACGUCACCUAACAACACCGCAGAGACUAAACCGCGUGAAACAGCAGACGAUGAUGUGAACGAAACAGGAAACACCAAGCUGAAAACCUCAAGCGACAUCAAACAAGCCGAGUCCAAAGCUGCUCCAGAGCUGUGUUACACAGAGUGUUCUCUAAGGGACAGGGUGCUCAUGAGAAAUACAGCCAAAGCUAUGAACCAGAUGGAUGUAAAUAAUGAUGUGGUCUCAAAACAACUACACUAUGAAGUCGCCUCUCAGGAAUGUGUUUCAUCUCAUUCCUCAAACUUAAAACCAAAUGCACAGAUCUCCAUCAAAGACAGCGAUGACAGUAAGUCGACAGAAAAGGAAUCAGCUGUUAACAAAAAAGAACCGCUCACUGACAAAGGCCAGUGUGUAACAGAAACUCACACUUCAACACAGCAGUUAAUACUUGCGGUACAAGCUCAGAGUAAGACAAAGGACUCCAAAAAGCCUCCUCAGAAAUAUAAAUUUGUCAGGAACGCCGUUUUAUCAUCUGCUGGCCCACCACAGAGGUGUCACUCUGACCCAGGUCAUAGCAACAAAGACAGAAACAUGCACACACAGACCACCAAGAAGAGCGUGUGUAUGAGCGUGUGUUCAUCCAGUGAGGACAGCGAUGCAGAGAACCAGCAGUCUGGACCUCAAAGAAGGACAAAGAUUAAACCCGUAAACAAGAUCAAGGGCAGCUUCCUUUCAGAUUUCCCCCUGAAACCUGUUUCUCAAACAAGCAAACCGGCAACAGCUCAUAGCAUUAAGUUAUUAGGACCAAAACCUCAGAGGCAGAAUGUAGAUGUUAAGAUAAACAGUAUUCCUGCAUCGACUAAAAGCAACUGCCAGGAUGUCCCACCGGCUAUUGUACACAGUGAUGUGUUCCUUCAGACUCCAGCAUCACCUGUCAUUGUGUCAGAUAGUGAUGACUCAGUGAUUUGUAGCGAGAGCCCGCUGCCGUUAGCAGAGAGACUGAGACUGAAAUUCCUGAAGUGAGCUCCAUGAUUACAGGAUGGACAAGAGCAUGUAAGAUAUUUAAUGAGUGUGAAGGUUAUGGUAAUGAAAUGGUAAUUUGACAAAAAAAAUCACCAAGGUCUUAUUUAAAUAAGCUUUUUCUGGAACCACAUCUCAGAUAUAAUUAUUCAAAUAAAUGUUAUUUGUGAAUGUUUUGUUGCAACAAAGUGAUGCUAAACCAUAACUAUUAACUAAACCAAACUUACUGUGAUCCUGAGCCUGAAUGAAAUAGUUUCUGUAAAGUAAAUCAGGUUGUACAUAAACACAUUUUCAUGUUUUAAAUGCCAAUUUAUAGUGUUAUAGUGUUAAUUAGUGGACCUUUAGAUAACAUUUGUUUGUUGCCCUUUUGUUUCUUUACAUAGGUUUAUUUUUAUAUUUUUUUUUAAAUUGAAUUGAAGGAAACAACCCUCACAACUGAGAAAACAUCAUGAUUUUGGUAAAGGUGUGUCAUUAGAUGUUAGUUUGGAUUUAUGUCAGGAAAUUGUCUAAUUGUGUGGUCAAUGCCCAAAACAUGAAAUUGUUGAAAUAAAAAAAGUGCUUUGAGAA
Messenger RNA from Thunnus maccoyii (southern bluefin tuna), 3440 nucleotides. RefSeq names its product flap endonuclease GEN homolog 1 (gene gen1). The record is from RefSeq and is a predicted model, not a curated record. Gene Ontology annotation, molecular function: 5'-flap endonuclease activity; four-way junction DNA binding. The transcript is spliced from 13 exons. Lineage: Eukaryota; Metazoa; Chordata; Actinopteri; Scombriformes; Scombridae. The coding region runs from base 87 to 2876 and encodes 929 amino acids.